UAAUCCAAAUGUCCUUCAACUUUCUAUUAACCUCUCUUUCAAUUUUGGCUUUCUCAUGGAGUUGUAAUGGUGAUAUGAUAGCUGAUAUAUGUGCUCAGUCAAAGUCACAAGCAAUUAGCCCCACAACCUGUGCCCGAUUUAUGAGGUCGGACUCACGCUCCCACGAGGCCACUUUAGGCACCUUAGAGCAAAUUGCCAUCAAGAUAGCCAAAGUCGCAGUUAAAAACACUAUGAAUGUAGCCAAGUCGAUCAGAGACCUCAACAACACGGGCGAGAUUAGUGUGUGCGUGAAAGUGUGCAACAUCGCCAUUGACAUACUGAACCAUACGACCAAGAUGGACAAAGACAAUAAGCAGAUCGCGCUCUCGGGGGCCGCAACGUAUGUCGCGACGUGCGAUGAUGCGUUCGAGAUGAACCCCGGUGAUCAGAUGCCGGCCGAGUUGAAGGAAGCCAGCAAGAUUGCUCAAGGCCUCAUCCUUGUUGUUCUCAUCAUUGCAAGCAGGCCGUAGCCCACCAUGAAUUGAAGAUUGAAUAAACUUUGUUAUUGAUGGUUUAUGAUUAUGGUAUUUUCAUAUUUUGUGAACAACUAGUCAUAUUUUGACUAUUUGUCUUGAAUUAGGGUGACACAUUAAAUGUGAUUGUGUUAUC
This is a messenger RNA of Salvia hispanica, 648 nucleotides long. RefSeq lists its product as uncharacterized. The record is from RefSeq and is a predicted model, not a curated record. Gene Ontology annotation, molecular function: enzyme inhibitor activity. Lineage: Eukaryota; Viridiplantae; Streptophyta; Magnoliopsida; Lamiales; Lamiaceae.